Molecule: messenger RNA, 2052 nt
Organism: Nicotiana tabacum (common tobacco)
Lineage: Eukaryota; Viridiplantae; Streptophyta; Magnoliopsida; Solanales; Solanaceae
Source: RefSeq, a predicted model, not a curated record
AUGAUAAGCAUUCACACUGAGGGAAAAACCAGAGAUGCCUUGAUCCAGCUCUUACUCGAAUUUAAAGAUGUGUUUGCAUGGUCUUACGAUGACAUGCCCGGAUUAAGUGUCGAUUUGGUGGUACACAAAUUACCGACUCAUCCUGAUUAUCCACCCGUCCAACAAAAACAAAGGAAAUUCAAAACAGACAUCAGUGACAAAAUUAAAGAAGAGGUUACCAAACAAUUAAAAGCCGGUGUAAUCCGAGUUGUCAGAUACACCACAUGGCUAGCUAACGUAGUCCCGGUACCAAAAAAGGAUGGAAAAAUUCGAGUAUGUGUUGAUUACAGAGAUUUGAACAAAGCAAGUCCUAAGGACAAUUUCCCGUUGCCAAACAUCCAUAUCCUGGUCGACAAUUGUGCCAAACAUGAGGGUCAUGCCCUUCAAACCCAAGAAUACCAUGUCCGAGAUCUGAGAAAAUUUUUUGAGCGGCUGCGCAAGUAUGAUUUGAAACUAAACCCUGCUAAAUGUGCGUUUGUUGUACCAUCCGGGAAACUCUUGGGGUUUAUAGUCAGCCGGAGGGGCAUUGAAUUAGAUCCAACCAAGAUAAAAGCUAUCCAAAAUCUGUCACCUCCGAAAACCAAAAAAGAGGUUAUGAGCUUGAUGGGAAGACUAAACUAUAUUAGCCGUUUUAUUGCACAGCUUACAACCACUUGUGAGCCCAUAUUUAAAUUGCUCAAAAAAGAUGCGGCUAUUGAAUGGACAGAUGAAUGCCAGCAAGCAUUUGAUAAAAUCAAAGAAUACCUGUCAAAUCCACCAGUUUUAGUCCCGCCUGAGCCUGGGAGACCUUUGUUCUUGUACCUGGCUGUCUUGGAGAAUUCCUUCGGCUGUGUCCUCGGACAACAUGAUGUUACCGGAAAGAAAGAGCAAGCCAUCUACUACCUGAGUAAGAAAUUUACUGCAUAUGAAGCUAAGUACACUUUGUUGGAGAAAACUUGUUGCGCCUUAACUUGGGUUGCUCAAAAGCUCAGACAUUAUUUAUUGGCGUAUACCACAUAUCUCAUCACAAGGUUGGAUCCUAUAAAGUACAUAUUUCAAAAACCAAUGCCCACAGGAAGGUUAGCAAAAUGGCAAGUCCUGCUCACGGAAUUCGACAUCGUCUAUGUCACCCGUACAGCUAUGAAAGCUCAAGCUUUGGCCGAUCAUCUAGCUGAGAAUCCGGUUGAUGAUGAAUACCAACCUUUAAACACAUUUUUUCCAGAUGAGGAAAUAAACUCAAUUGAGAUAACUCCAGGAGACACCAACACCUGGAAAAUGUUCUUUGAUGGAGCAGUCAAUGCAAAAGGUGUUGGGAUUGGGGCAAUAUUAAUUUCGCCCACAGGACAGCAUUAUCCAGCCACCGCCCGUCUCCGCUUCUUCUGUACAAACAAUACUGCUGAAUAUGAAGCUUGCAUAAUGGGCAUGACCAUGGCUGUUGAUAUGGAUGUAGAGGAAUUAUUAAUCAUGGGGGACUCCGACUUGAUCAUCAAACAAGCGCAACGUGAAUGGGAAACGCGGGAUAUUAAGCUCCUUCCGUAUAGACAACAUGUGGAGGAUCUCAGCAAAAGAUUCAAAUCCGUGGAGUUCAAGUACAUUCCUCGAUUUCACAAUGAGUUAGCCGAUGUAUUAGCCACUUUAGCUGCAAUGCUUCCAUACCCGGGCAAUACCCAUAUUGAUCCUUUGGAAAUUCAAAUCCGGGAAAGACACGGUUAUUGUGAUGCAGUUGAGGUAGAAUCCAACAUCCACCCGUGGUAUCAUGAUAUUAAAAGAUUCUUAAAAACAAAGGAAUACCCAGAACAAGCUAGUGGGGAUCAGAGAAGAACCAUUAGAAGGCGUGCCAGCAAAUUCUUUUUAAGCGGAGAAGUGUUAUAUAAAAGAACUCCAGAUUUGAACUUGUUAAGAUGUGUGGAUGCCAAAGAAGCCGGAAAAAUUAUGAACGAAGUGCACUCAGGAGAUAUUACUGGAUCACCAUGGAAAAAGAUUAUUUUCGUUUUGUCCGAAAGUGCCAUCAAUGUCAAAUACAUGGCGAUUUAA